AUGCUUUUCGACAUCGCUGGCUGUCACGAACGCGUCCAAGGCCCUUCAACAACCCCACUUCCGAGGUCUACAGUAAUCGUAUCGCAAAAUGCACAGGAUCACAUUCUCAACUACGUGCCUUGUGCUUGUUCACUUGUUACCAGUGCACGCGGCGUUCACCGAAUUCUUCUUCGCAGGCAACAAUGGGAGCUCCAGCGCACCGAGGACGUGUCCCGACUCACCAUUCGAAUGCCCCCCUCCUUCCGUUUGCUCGUUGGAUGACCGAACAUCCAAAUAUUACUGUUGUAUUCCUGGUUCUAGUGAUGCAGUUUGCUGGGGGCCUAGUGAGGGUUGUGGAGGAGACAGCACGACACCUGCGGGCAACCAGCGUUCGUGUGGAUCUGGUACGGAUGCCUUUUGCUGUUUGAAGUCCAGCGAGAUCUGCACCGAGACGGUAGAUCAAAUCAAUAUUUGUUGGAGUAGCCUGGUCAACCCGGUCGCUGGACUAGAUGCAACUGCUGUGAACAAGACUGCGCAAUCUCUUGCGUCAGCUAGCCCGUCUGCAGCUUCAUACCCCAUCAAGCUGCCUGAUCUAGAAAAACUGACUGCUUCAUCAUCGGCGACCUUGAGUACGCCAAUCUCGGCUUCCACCACCUCGCUCACAACUGCCACAACUCCCACAGCCAGCUCCUCGGAGACCCUCGUUUCUUCGGUCAGCUCAUCACGGCCCACUUCAGGUCCUGCCGAGAAUGAUAGUUCAGGAAUUUCUGGUGGUGUAAUAGGAGGUAUCGUAGGUGGAGUCGUUGGUGGUCUCGCUCUCCUUGGCUUUGCUGGCUUUUUCCUAUGGAGACGGAGGAAGAACGGCAGGCGCAACACCUACGAAGCAGCGAACUCAUCCGACGCACCACCUACAUAUGCAAACUUCCAGACAGCAGAAAUGAACGCGAACCAGGAAUGCGCGGAAGCACCAGUGCAAGAAAAGUAUAGAGGAGUCAAUAAACCUAUCGCAGAGAUACCCGCGGACAGGGAAGCGGUAGAACUACCUACUUCUGAAAUGAACAAUCAUCAGAUGAAUUGAGAUAUCAAAAAUGAAGGAAGAAAUCAGAAGGGGUAUUCAUAAUACCAAAAAAUGUAGAGUCUUAAGGCAUGGUAUUCAACCUUGCCAUAUACACAACAGGGCUCGGGGAGGAACAGCGACAGCACCACUUGGAAAGGAACUUAUGAUAUCGAUUCUUGUUAAAAUCAUCUUGUAGCCAAUUCAUUUAAUCGCAAUUGAGUUGCCUAGAAAUUCCAAACCCACGAAUCGCUAAAAGAUCAUUUUGCA
Bipolaris maydis ATCC 48331 is the source of this 1303-nucleotide messenger RNA. RefSeq lists its product as uncharacterized. The record is from RefSeq and is a predicted model, not a curated record. Lineage: Eukaryota; Fungi; Ascomycota; Dothideomycetes; Pleosporales; Pleosporaceae.